Messenger RNA from Asparagus officinalis (garden asparagus), 498 nucleotides. RefSeq lists its product as uncharacterized. The coding region runs from base 1 to 498 and encodes 165 amino acids. The record is from RefSeq and is a predicted model, not a curated record. Lineage: Eukaryota; Viridiplantae; Streptophyta; Magnoliopsida; Asparagales; Asparagaceae. The transcript has 2 exons.
AUGGGUAUAGUAUGUAGACAUGGUUUUCUUGCACUGAACCAAGCUGAUGUAACAAAAAUACCAAGACAUCUUGUUGUGAACCGAUGGACAAAAGGUGCUGGGAUGAGGCAUUCAUUGCAGUUCAAGGAAAUAUCAGAACAGUACAAUGCAAUUAAAGUUACAAAUCGUUUAGAUGGUGAGAGACUUGACUACCUGGAAGGGAAGUUGAAGGAGUUGAAGCACAGUUUGCGUGAAUCUAGUUGGAAAUCCGACACACAGAACAAAAAUGAUGUAAUGGAGUUUUUUGUUGGCUCAAAAAUACCAGCUGAAGUGAUUGUUAAACCUCCCAUUGAAGGUAGAAACAAGGGGUGUGGACGAAGAAUUGUUGGUGAUUAUGAGAAAUCAAUUAGUCAACGAAAGAAGAAGGUGCCAAGGCUGUGUAAUAUGUGCAAAAAAAUCGAUUUUCAUGACGCACGGACAUGCCCAUUAAAGAAAACAUUACAGCAGAGUGAUGUUUAA